UAAAGACCACAACCUCAGAGAAAACAAGGACAAGUUAAAAGAAUCUCAAAUACUACUUUGAAGAGCAUAAAGUUAAACUGAGGCCAUGGCUUUGGUAGUAGAGAGAGCUAUGGUUUUGUUGAUGGUGAUGGCAGUGGCAACGGUGAAGGUGUCAUAUGGAGCUGUCUACAAGGUUGGGGACUCUGCUGGUUGGACUACCCUUGGCAACAUAGACUACAGAAAGUGGUCUGCUCCCAAGAACUUCCAAAUUGGUGACACUAUCAUAUUUGAGUACAAUGCGAAAUUCCACAAUGUGAUGAGAGUAACGCAUGCAAUGUACAAGACAUGCAACACAUCAUCCCCAAUAGCAACAUUCACAACUGGCAAUGACACUAUUAAGAUAACCAAUUAUGGUCACCACUUCUUCUUCUGUGGAGUCCCUGGUCACUGCCAAGCAGGCCAGAAGGUUGAUAUUAACGUGCUCAAGGUCUCCGCGGGUGCGCCUGAACCCUCAGCUUUGGCCUCCCCUGCAGUCUCUACCGGUGGUAGUGUACCAGCACCUUCCCCUAGCAAUGCUGAUGCCCCAUUCAUUGCUCUAAAGGGACCAUUUGGAAUCAUCAUGGGUUUGGGCAUGGUACUCUUUGCACUUGCUUAACAAGGAAUAGUGUUUUUUAGCUUUGGAUUGUGGGACUUUUUGGAGUCUCUAUAAUUCCUUUGCCUAGAUCCUAGGCACGUUUAUACUUUUUUGAAUGACAGCGAAAACAUAUAUAGUAGCUAAUUAGCCAUGUUAAAUACAAUGUAUUUUCCCUUUACAUGUAGCUUGAAAUAAACAAAGGUAUUGUGAACAUCUGAAGUUUCUCCCUUAUAACACAA
This is a messenger RNA of Arachis stenosperma, 852 nucleotides long. RefSeq names its product mavicyanin-like. Gene Ontology annotation, cellular component: plasma membrane. Gene Ontology annotation, molecular function: electron transfer activity. The record is from RefSeq and is a predicted model, not a curated record. NCBI's taxonomy places the organism in Eukaryota, Viridiplantae, Streptophyta, Magnoliopsida, Fabales, Fabaceae. Bases 86 to 634 code for a protein of 182 amino acids. The transcript is spliced from 2 exons.